AUGUCCGAAUCGGAAACUCCUCAUCGAGCUAAUCCAGGCAAGGUUCCGAGGAAUAUUCUGCCAUCUGUCGCAAAACAGAAAACCGCCCAGGCUUUACGUGACCAGCAGCGCAAGAUGGCUCGGGAAUUGACGAUUCUUCUCGACCGCCAUGAAUUGAUUUACGAGAAACUGCUUCGGAUAAAUGACUCCCUCAAGCCUGAACCUGUUAGUAUCCAUUUACUUAAGCUCCACCUAGAGACGCUCCGAAAAUGUGUAGAGGAUUUCGAUCAGGUACAUAUGGAAAUUGUUGCUAACAAGCCGAGAGAUGAGCGGGAAGAACAAAAAGAAGAAUAUCUGCGUUUUGAAACACUCCACAACCAGCUUUAUGUUGCGCUCCAAACAAAAAUUGAUUGUCUCACUCCCGCUCUCCCAUCGACCAGCAGUGAAAUGGCUCGACCAGUUCCCCCGCAACAUGUGUACGUCCAAGCUGCCGCUCCGCAACUUCAUGCUCCGUUUUCGGUCUUCGAUGGCAACCCGGAAAAUUGGUUCAGCUUCAAGAGCCUUUUCCAGAGCAUAAUGCAGAGGUACGCCAACGAGACUCCCGCCAUGAAAAUCCUGCACCUUCGAAAUUCAUUGGUCGGUGAUGUCAAAGACAAAAUUGACCAGGAUGUCAUCAACACCAACGACUGCGACUUGGCGUGGAGAAUACUGGAAAAUGCUUACGAGGACCGACGACUUAUUAUGGACACUCACAUUGACGCUGUUUUGCAUUGCCCCAAAGUCACCAUCGAAAACCGGGGACAAUGCAUAACUAAGCUGGUUGAAACAUGCACCAAACACGUCGAUGCACUCCGUGAUCAUGGUUUCCCAGCUGAAGGACUAGCCGAGCUUAUACUCGUUAAUGUAAUGUACAAAAAAUUGGACAAGGAAACCCAAGAGCAGUGGGAGACGAAACUUCCGAGGAACGAGCUACCUGAAUUUCAAGAAUUCAUCGACUUCCUGAGGGAGAGAGGACGAGUUCUGCUGCGCACAAGUCGCUCCCAGCAGCCAGCAAUGCAGCAGUCAACAGCACCUGCUAGACGUCCAACAUACGCUCCGAAACCAGCAGCACGAUCAUUCAUCCAAACUGCAAAGCAAUCGUGCCCCUGCUGCAAAGAGGACCAUUCCAUCUACCGGUGUCCCAAGUUCCAGCACAUGAAUUUGUCGGACAGGAAGGCUGUCGUCUCAAAGGCCAGUCUUUGCUACAAUUGUUUGCGAGCGAUGCAUCGAGUCAGCGAGUGUCCAUCGGAGCAAGGGUGCAAGGUGGAAGGAUGCAAUCGAAAGCACCACAGUUUCUUGCAUCCCACCAACUCAACCAGCAGCGUGAAUCCAGAACCAGAAAGUGUCCCUGAAACACCCACAUCAACGAAGUACUCUGCUACAACAUUGUGUACUCACUUGGGAGCCAUCACAAAGCAGGUACUUCUAUCGACAGCGCAAGUCUUGAUUGUCGGGAAAGGUGGCUCCACUGUUCAGUGUCGAGCGCUUCUCGAUUCCGGAUCCGACAGUCACAUCAUCAGCGAGAACCUGGCCUCCAAGCUUAUGGUAAAUAUGCGACGAGUGGACCUUCCGGUAAGUGGCUUGAAUGACAUCCAAACGCGUGUCAAUUAUGCGCUCACGACACGCAUCCAAUCCUGCGUGAAUGAUUAUUGCACCUCCAUGCUGGAAUUUUUGGUCGUUCCAUCGGUAUCCACCAAUCUACCCCUUUUCGAAGUAGACACGCAAACACUGAAAAUCCCGACCGGUUUGACAUUUGCCGAUCCAACUUUCCAUGUCCCGGGCUCGGUCGAUUUGAUAAUUGGCAACGAAAUCUUUUUCGAUUUAGUCCGAGAUGGUCGAAUAAAGAUCAAUAACAGCAACCUCACCCUAGCUGAGACUGAAUUAGGCUGGGUGGUGUCAGGUUACGUUCAGCCUAGAAAACCCAAACCUCUCCCACGCGUGUGUCAGCUCAACCGCAAAGACACCGAACUCAACGCAACAUUGGUCAAGUUUUGGGAAAUCGAAAAUAUUCCAACCGAAUCAAAAUUAUCCGCUGCUGAAGCUGCUGUUCAGGAACACUUCAAGCUCACCCACAUAAGAGACGAGGAUGGCCGCUACCAGGUACGUUUACCAUUCAACCAUCUCAAGGACCAGCUUGGUGGUUCCUACAGCAACGCGAAGAAACGACUCGACAGGCUAAUGGUUUCACUCGCACGGAAUCCAGUUCGUGCUGAGCAAUAUUCCGAGUUCAUGUCCGAAUACCUAGCACUCGGUCACAUGAAAGAGGUGAGCGCUUUGAUCGACGAGGGAUACUACAUUCCACACCACGCCGUCUUCAAGGAGUCCAGUUCCACAACCAAAAUAUAA
Messenger RNA from Uranotaenia lowii, 2364 nucleotides. RefSeq lists its product as uncharacterized. The record is from RefSeq and is a predicted model, not a curated record. The transcript has a single exon. Lineage: Eukaryota; Metazoa; Arthropoda; Insecta; Diptera; Culicidae. The coding region runs from base 1 to 2364 and encodes 787 amino acids.